Molecule: messenger RNA, 3844 nt
Organism: Prosopis cineraria
Lineage: Eukaryota; Viridiplantae; Streptophyta; Magnoliopsida; Fabales; Fabaceae
Product: disease resistance protein RUN1-like
Exons: 9
Coding region: 85-3627 (1180 amino acids)
Biological process (GO): defense response; signal transduction
Molecular function (GO): ADP binding; ATP hydrolysis activity
Source: RefSeq, a predicted model, not a curated record
AACGCGUAAAACGUGAUACCAAAGUGCAGCCCAGCGUCUAGCAGGCAGAGAGCGGAGUGCCCACUGCCCACACCAGAAGCAACCAUGGAUGAAGGUUCAGCGUCCUCCUCUUUCGCUUACGAUGUCUUUCUGAGUUUCGAUGGUGAAGAUGACUGCCGCAACUUGGCCACAGAUCUUAAUCAUGCCCUCCGUAGAAGGGGAAUCGUGACAUUCAUUAGCGAUGAGCCGAUUUUACCAUAUGCUUCCCGAGCAAUCCGUCAGUCUAGGAAUGCUAUUGUUAUUUUCUCUAAGAACUAUGCCUUCUCCCUAGUUUGUCUGCAGCGUCUGGUUCAGAUCUUUGACUGCGUCAAGGGAGAUGGUCGAUUCAUUUGGCCCGUGUUUUACCGAGUCGAUCCAUCUCACGUGAAGCAUCAAACGGGGCCCUAUAAGGCUGCCUUUGAUCGGUAUGAUGGUGCGGGAGUCCUCCGUGAUGAGAUCGUCAAGAGCUGGAGAUCGGCUUUGUCUCAUGCCGCUGAUUUGCCUCGCUGGUAUUUGGAACCAUGCAAGGAAUCAUAUGAACAUGAGUUCGUGGAAGAAAUCGUUCAACAGGUUUCCACAGCCGUUAGUUUUAAGCCUUUAUACGUAGCUACAUUUCCAGUUGGGAUUGAGUCUCGGGUAAGAGACGUUUGCUCACUUCUAAACGAGCAGCCUCAUAGUGAUGGAGCUACCAUGGUAGGAAUUUAUGGUAUUGGUGGUGUGGGUAAAACAACACUUGUGCGAGCUGUAUACAAUGAAAUUGCAUGUCAAUUUGAACACUUAUGCUUCCUAAGCGAUGUUAGAGAAAAACCCAUCCACGAUCUUCUAAAGGCACUGCUCUUGGAAACAACUGGGGAGUGGGAUAUUAGGUUGGAACAUGACAAAACAAUUAUAAAAGAUAGGCUCCGCAGUAAGAAGGUUCUUUUGAUUCUGGAUGAUAUAGACAGGCAUCAGCAGUUACAAGCUCUGGCAGGUGAACCUAACUGGUUUGGUUCUGGCAGUAUAAUCAUUGUAACGACAAGGGAUAAGCACUUGUUGGACCAUCAUGGAAUUCACAGAAAAUAUGAGGUGCAGGGAUUAAACAAGGAUGAAGCUCGUGAACUGCUGGUUUCGAAUGUUUUUGGAAGCAAAGAAGCAGAUCCUUUGUACGAAAACGUCAUAAAUCUCAUGCUAACUCAUGCAUGUGGACUUCCAUUGGCUUUGAAAGUGCUAGGUUCUUUCUUGUCUGGUCGAACUGUUGGUGAAUGGGAAUCUGCAUUGGCUAAAAUUCGAAGUGAACAAAGUCGAAGUCAUGUUCUUGACAUUCUCAAAUUGAGUUAUGAUGCUCUGGAUGAAGUAGAAAAGGAAAUUUUUCUUGAUAUUGCCUGUUUCUACCAUGGAUGGGAGUUGAAACACGCCUCAAAUAUACUGCGGACUAGCUUCAGUUUUAACGCAGGCAUCUGCAUUAGAGUGUUGAUCAAUAAAUGUCUUAUUACAAUUGAUGAUUAUGGUAUUGUGCGAAUGCAUGAUUUGAUUCAAAAAAUGGGUCAGGAAAUUGUAAGGCAGCAAUCACCGCACGAACCUGGUAAACGCAGCAGAUUAUGGAUGUUUGAGGACAUUCAUGAUGUAUUAGAAGAAUGUACGGGAACUGCUAGAAUUCAGACAAUUCUGCUGCGUUGUUCUGACGUUAAAAAGGUGAAUUGGAACGGGGAAGCCUUUGAGAGGAUGAAAAAUCUGAGGGUACUCUUCAUCUACGGUGUAAAGUUUUCUAGAGGUCCUAAAUCUCUGCCAAGUAGUUUAAGAGUACUGGAUUGGAUGGAUUAUCCCUCAUGGACAUUACCCUCAAACUUUAAUCCAAGCAAUCUUGUCAUACUCAACCUGCCUCGUAGUUACUUGAAACUGGGAAAGCCGGGACGCCAGUGGGCCAGUUUGUGUUAUUUGAAUCUUGAGCACUGUAACAUGUUAACGGAAUUACCUGAUUUGUACGGAGCAUCAAACUUGAAGGUAUUGUCUGUCGGACAUUGCAAGAAUUUAAUGAAAAUUGAUAGUACCGCUGGAUACCAUGCUAAUCUUAGGGCACUGAGAGCUCGAGGAUGCGCCAAACUCAUCAGUUUUCUAGAAGAUGGCAUCAACUUUACGUCGCUUGAAACCCUAGAUCUCACAGGAUGCUCAAAUUUUCAAAAAUUUCCAGAAAUAUUAGAAAAAAUGGAAAAUGUUAAAACGCUCGCAUUGAGUGGCACUGCCAUAGAAACACUACCACAGUCUAUUGAGAAACUUACUGGGCUUGAAUGCUUAUACCUAUACAACUGCAGAAGGCUUUGUCAUUUACCGGUGGAUAGCAUUCGUAAAUUGAAUAAACUUGUGAGAUUGGAAGCUGGAUCUUGUGGGCUGUUCAACCAGUUCACAGAUCAAGAUGUACAGUGGACAGUGAAUCUUGCAUUCUGCAAUAUCACUAGGUUACACCUAAACAAAAACAAUAUCUCAGAUCAACUUCUUAAUCUGAUUCUCAGAUGGUUUCCCAGAUUACAAGUUCUAGAGCUACGCGACAAUGAUUUCAAAGUUCUUCCAGUGUGCAUUGAAGAUUGUCACUAUUUGAAGCGACUUUAUCUGGACGGAUGCAAACAGCUUCAGGAAAUCAGAGGGAUUCCCCAAAAUAUUAAAGUAUUGUCAGCAAUAAACUGCACAUCAUUGACUUCCGUGCCUUCUAUCAGUUUACUUAGUCAGAUCCUGCAGGUUCCUGGGAACAGAAAAUUUAUACUGCCAGGAGAACGGGUCCCAGGAUGGAUCCACAGCUCUAACAGUGGAAGUUCAGUUUCUCUUUUGGUUCGUAAUAAAUUUCCGGAAAUUGCUGUUUGUGUUGUUUUUGAUGUAAAAGGAAGAGGCUUUAGCCACUUUCAGUUCCAAAUCCAAGUCCUUAUCAGUGGCACUCACAGUUUUGUUGUGAAGACUGAUGAUUUAGAAAUAGAGACUGGUCAUGUAUAUCUGUUUGAUGAUCUAAGGCACCAAAAUAAGGAGUUUGAGGUCAGAAGGGAACUCCUAGAAAAGCAAUUCAAUCAUGUUCGGAUAUCAUGCAGUACACACCCCAAAAAUGUGUCACCAGAUGCCUUUAGUUAUGUGAAGUACAUUGGGGUCUAUAUCUACAAUUAUGAAAGUUGUGCGGAUGAUAUCCUAUUUGAAAAUCCAAGGAGAACACUGGAGGAUAUGAUUUGUGAUGAAGAUUGCAAUUUCUCAGUUUAUAGUGACAGCAGCAGAAAAGAUAGAUUGUAUUACAAAGACUUCCAGGCUACGGAAGCACCUGAGGACUCUUCUUGUGAGGUGAACUCGCAUGGCAUCAGUGCAGACGAUAUGAAAUCCGAGGAAGGAUUUCAAAUUUCUCCAGAAGAAAAAUAUCCAGAGACCCCGUUUGGGAGGCAUGGGUAUCAACAGGAUCCAAUGGAAUGGGAAUAUCAAAUAACAUGCCAGAAAGAUCAAAUUAACUCAAAUUCUCAAAGCAUGAAGAUGGAUAAAGGCUAUGAAGGAAUGGGAUCCAAGCAAAGAGAAGAUAGAUGGCACAUAUUAUUGUGUAUUAUAUUUUCUUCAGUUGUGCUUUAUCACUAUGUCCUUCAUCAUCUUUGGCUCUUCAUCACUCACUAAGACGUUUUCUUUCUUCUGCGGGUCAGGUGGGGCUAUCAGCUAUGAAACCACAGGAGGGAUUGAACCUGUUUGGAUGAAAAUUGAAGGAUGCAUUUGUUUUUUCCUUGAUCGUUUUUGCAGCCUGACUUGGGGGAGACUUUUAGAUGUUUACAUAUAUAUUUUCAAACCUGAUACUAGUUAUUCCAUCCGUUUAAUAUUAUGAAGCAUUUUGAGUGAA